Gadus macrocephalus (Pacific cod) is the source of this 3904-nucleotide messenger RNA. Its product is annotated as adhesion G protein-coupled receptor L1-like. The record is from RefSeq and is a predicted model, not a curated record. Gene Ontology annotation, cellular component: axon; presynaptic membrane; postsynaptic density. Lineage: Eukaryota; Metazoa; Chordata; Actinopteri; Gadiformes; Gadidae. Gene Ontology annotation, biological process: heterophilic cell-cell adhesion; adenylate cyclase-activating G protein-coupled receptor signaling pathway; cell surface receptor signaling pathway. The annotation marks the transcript as partial. The transcript is spliced from 12 exons. Gene Ontology annotation, molecular function: G protein-coupled receptor activity; latrotoxin receptor activity.
UGUUUGGUCUGCACACACACGUUCCCAGGCCAGGUGAAGUUGGUGCUGUCGCUCUUCAAGAACCUGGGCUCCUUCCUCACCACCAAGAACUCCACCCUGCGGCUGGGGCUGGGGCUGGGCCAGGGGUCAGAGGUCAGGGGGCGUAGCCUGGCGGUCAACUCCCACGUGAUCUCUGCCUCGGUUCACCGCGGCGUCAACAGAGUGUACCUGUCUGAGCCUGUGAUCUUCACCCUGCGACACCUGCAGGAGAACCACUACGGCCCUAACUGCUCCUUCUGGAACUCCUCGGGGUCCUUGGGCAGCGGCAGGUGGUCCACGCAGGGCUGCCGCCUUCUGCACUCCAACAGCACACACACCACCUGCGCCUGCAACCACCUCUCCAGCUACGCCGUGCUCAUGACGUACCAGCAGCCUGCGUCCGGGGUGGGGGUAGAGGAGCUGCUGGUGUCCGGGGUCUCGUGGGUGGGCAUCUCGGUGGCCCUGGUGUGCCUGGCCGGCUGCCUCACCACGCUGUGCUGUCAGGGGGCGCCCUGGCACAGCGACCACAGCAACAUCCACUGCAACCUGUGGGCCAACCUCCUCAUCACCGAGCUGCUUUUCCUCGUGGGCGCCAACAAGACGCAGUUCACAGUGGCGUGCUCCAUCGUGGCGGGCAUGCUGCACUUCUCCCUGCUCUCGGUGUUCUGCUGGCUCUGCCUGGAGGCGGUGGAGCUGUACCUGCUGCAGAGGGAGGUGUUUGAGGGCCAGAACUCCAGGAGGAAGUACUUCUACCUGUCGGGGUACUCUGUCCCCGUGCUGGUGGUGGCCGUCUCCACUGCCAUAGACUUCAGAGGAUACGGCUCCAGCACUGCGUGCUGGCUUCGAACAGACAAUUAUUUCAUAUGGAGCUUCCUUGGACCGGUGGCUUUCAUAAUAACGCUCAACCUGGUUGUCUUGGUGAUGACCCUGCACAAGAUGCACAGCUCUGCUGCCCUCAAGCCAGACUCCAAUCGACACGAUAACCUCAGGGCGUGGGCGGUGGGCUCGCUCACCCUCCUCUUCCUCCAGUGCGUGACAUGGUCUGCAGGCCUGGUCUUCCUCUCCGCUCCCUCCCUCCUCCUGGCCUACCUCUUCUCCUCGCUCAACACCGCCCAGGGCCUGCUGAUCACCAUACUGCACUGCACCCUGGCCCGCAAGGGCCAGAAGGACUACGGGCGCUGCCUGCGUCUGUCCCAGUGCUGCGGCGGCUCGUCCUCCAGCUCCCCGGACUCUGUGAAGGGGGCGGCGCUGCGCUCCAACAACCGCUACAGCAGCAGCCAGGCCCGCAGAGCCACCGCCAACAGACAGAGCCGCAUCCGGAGGAUGUGGAACGACACGGUGCGCCGACAGACCGAGUCCUCCUUCAUCGCCACGGACGUCAACAACACCCCCACCCUCAACAGAGCUGCCUUGGGGAACCACUUCCUGACUAACCCUGUGCUGCAAACGCACCCUGGAGCGUCCCCCUAUGACACUCUGCUAGCCCAGGGCUACAGCCAGCCCUUCACCUCCACAGUAGGAACCUUCAGAAACAAGCCGAAGGGCGGCGUGUCCGCGGGCCAGGAGCCCUGCGGCCUGGACAGCGUGUGUCUCAACGGCGGCUACACCCCCAACACCUUCACCCUGCACGGCCUGGCCUCCGCCCCGGGGUCCCGCGCCGGGGUGGUGGGCAGCACCGACCUCCUGAGGGGCGAGGGGGGCGGCGGAGGGCUGGGGGUGGACGACGUCUCCCCCGGGGCGCUCCUCUCCCCCCACUCCGGGGGCGUCCCGGAGUUGGGCGGCGGCGGCGGCGGCGGGAUGCGGCGGAACCUGUCGGACGCGGCGGCGCUGGAGAAGAUGAUCAUCUCGGAGCUGGUGCAGAGCAACCUGAGGCCGGCCGCGCCCAUGCCCGUGCCCCCCGAGCGCUACGGCAGCCUGGCCCGCCCCCUCCACGAGCGGGCCGGCCACGCCCACAGCGCCACGCUCACGCGCCACUCCCAGCAGCAGCAGCACGGCCACGAGGGCUGGGCGGCCGCCAUGCCCACGCACCACGCCCGGCCGGGCCCCCCCGACGGCUGGCCCUCCGGCCGGCCCCAGCCCGGGGACCCCGAGCUGCACCAGGGCCCCGGGCUGAGGGGCCAGGACCUCCACCACCCCGUGGCCGCCGUGCAGGCGCGCCUGCAGGAGGGCUGGGCCCACGCCGCGCACGGCGGCCCCGGCAGCGCCGAUCCCAAGGAGAAGCUGAAGGACGGGGACCGGGCGCAGCUGCAGUGCACCCUGGGCCGCCGCGGGCUGCUGCAGGACAGGCAGCAGGCGCGGCCCCCGGACAUCCAGGCCCGGCCCUACUCCACCAUCAGCCGCACCCCGGGGACGCUGUCGCGGCACCGCGCCGCCGCCGCCGCCGCCGCCGAGGGGGCGGGCGGGGCGGCGGGGGAGAGGGAGCGCGAGAGGGACCGCGAGAGGGACCGGGACCGCUACCGGGACAGGCCGCUGCCCCCGCCGCCGCCCCCGCCCCCGCAGGAGGCGGAGCCUCUGUACAAGGCGCUGGAGGAGCCCCUGCUGCACCAGCAGCGGGACGCGGCCAUCGCCGAGUGGCAGGCGGGCCAGGGGAAGGACGAGAUGUUCCUCCUGAAGCGGGACGCCCUGGCGGAGGACUGGAGGGAGCGCGGGCCCGGCGAGGGCCACCCGUCCCAGAAGACGGCCGCGGACGGGACGGAGGAGUGGCGGAGCGGCGCGGAGCGGGGGAGGGAGGACCCCCUGCUGCUGGAGCAGAGGGACGGCCGGCUGGAGGUGUGGCGGGGCGGCGGGGAGGAGUCGGACAAGGAGGAGACCUUCAUCACGCAGAAGAACGAGUUCGCCAUGGACCGCUGGAGGGGCGGCGCCGAGCGGGAGACGGAGGAGCCCCUGUUCCUGAAGGAGCGGGACGGCUGGAGGAGCCUGGUGGAGCAGGACAGCGAGGAGUUCAAGCCCAAGGACGGGGCGCUGGAGGUGUGGCGGGGCGGCGUGGACAUGGAGCGGGACGAGUCCUUCCUGUUUGACGGCAAGGACGCCAGCGGCGGCAGCGGGGGCGGCGGCGGCGGCAUGGACGGGUGGCAGCGCGGCGCCGAGCGGGGGUCCUUCCGCUACCACGGCGACCGGGAGGACUCCUCGGACACCUACACCCUGCCGCUGAGCCCCGACGUGGACCUGGACCCGGACUCCUCGCCCAUCUACGCCCGGGACUCCAACCCCUCGCCGCUGUACCCGGGCGAGCGCCGCUCCCCGCCCGUCGGCGUCUUCCCGCGCGGCUCGCCGCCCGCCAACAUCUUCGCCUCGCGCGAGCCCAGCCCGCCCUCCUCCUCCUCCGGCGGCGGCGGCGGCGGCGGCCUCUACUCCCGCCACUCCCCGCAGGUGUACAGCCGCGGCAGCUCCCCGCCGCCGCCGCCGCGCUUCUACACGCGCACCACCCCGCCCUCCCUGUCCUACCCCGACAGCAGCCCCGAGGGCCCGGAGGAGCUGAGCCCCACGGGGCCGCGGCCGCAGCGGCCCGCCCUGGACCUGCCCUACAGCAUGGGCCGCCCGCCGCUGGGGCCGCGACCCAACCACCUGCAGACCUUCUACCAGCCGCCGCCGCGGGCCGCCGACGGGGAGCCGGGCUACCUGCCGGACGCCGGCUGCGACGCGGAGGACGGACAGAUGCAGCGGGUGACCAGCCUGUGACUAGGGCGGUGGUGAUCGGGGGCGUAGACAGCAGGAAGGAAGAGGAGGCAGCCGGAGAGAGAGCCGUUGAAACCACGCAACAAGCGCACACACACUCAAACGCACACACGCGCACACACACACAGGAAAAAGAAAAACACACGCUACAAUUCGGAACGAGUGAAAUGGCGAUCCCUGAUGAGUGACUUGUGUAUAAAGGUCAAGACAA